Paracoccidioides brasiliensis Pb18 is the source of this 3249-nucleotide messenger RNA. RefSeq lists its product as uncharacterized. Gene Ontology annotation, molecular function: heme binding; monooxygenase activity; oxidoreductase activity, acting on paired donors, with incorporation or reduction of molecular oxygen. Gene Ontology annotation, biological process: response to oxidative stress. The transcript has 7 exons. The record is from RefSeq and is a predicted model, not a curated record. Bases 1 to 3249 code for a protein of 1082 amino acids.
AUGAAAGGGUUUGAUGGGAAUUCGUCCAUCCGUGGAAAGGUGGGGAAUAGUAUUUCUCAGGUCAGCCAACUCAUUCACUCUUCACUGCGUCCGCUGCCCACCCGAACUGGCAACGGCAGUUAUAUCGAUGACACCCCACCCGAACCCGGUUUAAUAGCCGAUUUAAAGAGCGUCGGCAUUAAGGAUAUCGAUACGCUGGUUGAAGUUGUUCGGAAUGCUGCCACGGGAAAACCAGUCAAUGACAAAGAUUAUAUCCUAGAAAGAGUGAUACAGCUCGCUUCAUCUUUACCCUCAAGAUCCCCCAAUGCGGAUAGAUUAAACCAUGCUCUUCUGUCUCUGCUCUGGAACGAUCUCAAGCAUCCGCCAUUGUCAUAUCUUGGUGACCAAUAUGUGUAUAGACAGGCAGAUGGUUCGCAUAAUAAUGUCCUUUGGCCGCAAAUUGGUGCUGCGGGCUCCUCAUAUGCAAGGACUGUGCCACCGAAAUCGAUACAACCAACUGUACUUCCAGACCCGGGUACACUCUUCGAUAGCCUCUUGGUUAGGAAAAGGUUUGAACCUCAUCCUAAUAGAAUAUCAAGCAUGUUGUUCUACAUGGCCACUGUCAUUACCCAUGACUUGUUUCGCACUGACCGUCAGGACAACACCCGCUCCCUUACUUCCUCGUACCUUGAUCUUUCCCCUCUAUACGGUAGUAAUCAGGAAGAGCAGAAUGCAGUCCGCACCUUCAAGGGCGGGAAGCUAAAGCCAGACUGCUUUUCGAACAAGGGAAUUCUAGGAUUCCCCCCAGGUGUCGGCGUGCUUCUUAUAAUGUUUAACCGGUUCCAUAACUAUGUUGUUGAGAAUCUCGCUGUGAUCAACCAAGACGGUCGUUUCACCAAACCAGAUGUGCUUAAUGCUAAGGGUUACUCCAAAUACGACAAUGACCUUUUCCAAACCGGACGCCUUAUCACAUGUGGCCUAUACAUAAAUCUAAUUUUAAAAGAUUACGUGCGAACUAUUCUCAACGUCAACAGGGCCAAAAGUGAUUGGAGUCUUGAUCCCCGUUUAGAAUCUACAAAAGGUCUGUUUUGUACAGAGAUUAACGAGGCAAGCGGCAACCAGGUAUCUGCGGAAUUUAACUUGAUAUAUCGCUGGCAUUCAUGUAUUUCAGAGCGCGACGACAAAUGGAUCCAAGGUGUUUUAAAAGAGCUCUUUGGCGAUAGUAAGGACCUGAGGAAUAUCACUUUUUCUGAAUACUUGCGGGUUCUUGAAAAAUGGGAGGCAGGACUUUCUGAGGAUCCUCCGAAGCGACCUUUCGCAAAUCUGGAGCGUGAGCCCAAUAGUUUGUUCAGCGAUGACGACCUGGUUAAUAUUCUUGCGGAAAGCAUCGAAGACUGUGCGGGUCGGUUUGGCGCUUCACAAAUACCUCCCGUCCUCCGGGUUGCGGAAAUCCUGGGUAUCAAGCAAGCGCGAUCAUGGAGACUUUCGAGUCUCAAUGAGUUUCGCAAAUAUUUCAAUCUCAAGCCCCACGAAACUUUCGAAGACAUCAACUCUGACCCCUACAUUGCUGAUCAACUCAAGCAUUUGUAUGAUCAUCCCGACAACGUUGAACUCUAUCCUGGUGUCAUUGUCGAGGAGGCAAAGGCACCCAUGGUACCUGGCAGUGGCCUCUGUGCGAGUUUUACUAUUUCUCGGGCAAUUCUUUCCGAUGCCGUUGCCUUGGUGCGCGGUGACCGCUUCUAUACAGUGGAUUAUUGUCCAAAGAAUCUAACAAACUGGGGCUUUAGGGAAGCAAACUUCGACAACUCUGUUGACCAGGGUCAUGUGUUUUAUAAACUAUUCCUUAGGGCUUUUCCAAAUCACUUCAAAUCGAAUUCAGUUUAUGCACACUUCCCGCUAGUGAUCCCGGGUGAAAACAAAGAAGUCCUUACGAAAUUGGAUCUUGUAGGGAAUUAUUCAUGGGAUAGGCCAGCCAGAAUUCAACAUCCAAUUAUGAUCGAGUCGUACGCUGCAUGCGAUGCAAUCCUAAAAAACCAAAGGGAUUUUAAAGUUACAUGGGGUGAAGCCAUCGAGUUUUUAAUGCAUAAAGGGGCCAAACCGUUUGGCAGAGACUUUAUGCUGGCUGGAGAUGAUCCAGCCAACGUAGCUUCGAGGGAGAUGAUGAGAAAGGCGUUAUAUCAAAGAACAUGGGAAGGGGAAGUGAAAAAGUUUUAUGAGCAGAUAUCCCUCAAACUUCUUCACCGCAAAUCAUACAAGAUUGCCGGAGUCAGCCAGGUGGACAUCGUGCGAGAUGUUGCAAAUCUUGCCCAUGUCCAUUUUGCAGCCGCUGUCUUUUCGCUUCCGCUCAAGACAGAGGAGAAUCCACGCGGUAUAUAUACCGAGACCGAAAUGUACGGGAUCAUGGCUCUUGUUUUCACCUGCAUAUUUUUCGAUGCAGAUCCUGCAAAAAGCUUCCCGCUUCGUCAAGCGGCUCGGAAGUUAACUCAACAGCUUGGGGACAUUGUCAUGUUACACGUGCUAUUGAUCAGGCAAACUGGAUUUCUUGCAAGCAUGGCUGGACGGUUAUAUGGAAGUGAUGUGUUGAUGGAGUACGGGGUCCAUAUGAUUCGCCGUUUACUGGCUACGGGAUUGCUCCCGGAGGAAAUUGUCUGGACACAUAUGCUCCCCACGGCAGGGGGAAUGGUAGCAAACCAGGCACAGCUAUUCUCGCAGUGUCUCGAGUACUAUUUGUCAGAGGAAGGUUCUAUCCAUUGGCCUGAAAUCCAUCGGCUGUCGAAGUUAGAUACCGCGGAGGCUGAUGCGCUCCUCUUGAAAUAUGCCCUGGAGGGAGCCCGACUUCGAGGAACGGUAGCUUUGUACCGGGAUGUUGUCACGAAGACUUCAAUCAACGAUGGCGAAAACGAGUUUAAUUUGGAGCCUGGAGACCGGGUCCUUUGUAACUUGGUUCAGGCAUCUAUGGAUCCCAAGAGGUUCCCUGAGCCCAGCAAGGUUGAUUUGACGCGUGACAUUAACUCAUACGUCCACCUGGGACAGGGGCCCCAUAAAUGCUUGGGUUUCGGGAUCUGCAAUGUAGCGCUGUCGACAAUGUUGAAAACGGUGGGGAAACUGGAAAACCUGCGCCGAGCACGGGGCCCUCAAGGUGAAUUAAGGAGGAUUCCUGGACCUGGUGGCAUCAGCAAAUAUUUAAUGGCAGAUUAUACAUCCUACUCUCCCUUCCCAUCCACGAUGAAGGUACAGUGGGAUGGGGAAUUGCCGCUUCUUACGGAGUAA